Molecule: messenger RNA, 2193 nt
Organism: Serendipita indica DSM 11827
Lineage: Eukaryota; Fungi; Basidiomycota; Agaricomycetes; Sebacinales; Serendipitaceae
Source: the annotation of a GenBank genome assembly
AUGUCUUCACAACCUCAAGUUACCCAGUACGCACUCCCACAACGACCAGGCCGCGGGUUCGAGUACGGCAACAAGUCCGUUAGCGACCACGGACACGGCGGCGCGCCACGACAAUCUGUAGACGCCUACGAGGAGGAUUAUGUCGUCGUAUCCCCCAAUCCUACUGUAGAUGCGACUCCCUUCCGUCCGUCGCUUGGCGAUUCCUUCGUCGACUCGGAUGGUGGACAUUCAAACCAGUCACACGACCCAUUGAUUCAAACGCAAGGAAAUUAUAACUCUUAUAACCUCCCUCCGGACGUCCUCCGCCCACUUGCCACUGAAAACAAAUUAAACCCAACGGAUCGAGCAGCGCUCAUCAGACAGACAAGGAAAAUACACAAGAUUCUGGGCGAAGUGCCACAGAUUGCAGAUGUUCAAGCCCUUCCCACCCGAACAUCCUCGAAACGCCUGCAGAGACGUCCGACACUGGCAGGUUCCGAUAUUAAGCUUGACCGAAGUGCUGCAAAGGCGGCCAUGGAGUCGCCAAAACUCGAGCCCCCUCCAGACUCGAGCUGGGGUAAAAUGGCCAGCUCCUUGGUUGCUACGGGUUCUGCGCCAGGCGUCUCCAAUGCACCAGUCCUAAAGCUCAACGUCGUUACAACUCCGGAAGGAACGACCUUGGCCAAAAGAGCGAGGAGACUAUCCGACUCUUCUGUAGCCUCUUCUCUUUUGAGCCUUCCUCGACGGUCUGGUUCGAGCAAUCGGAUCGUCAAGCCUGACGGCUCAUCGGCUCAAGAAGAGGGGGACUAUGCACGACGUGCUUCCAAGGACACCAAGCACCCCAAGUCAGCAAUCUACAUCCCACCCUCACCUACAUCCCCCAGCGGUAGCUCGAGCUCCCUCCAACGUCAACAAACGCGAGCUCGCAUGGCAAAACUUCAGCAGAUUAUGGGGGAAGCGGUCCCAUCUGAACUUGUUAUCAAGACACAACCGGCUUCUUCUGUAACUCGGCGACGACGAUUGUCCAUGGAGUCUCCGUCGGAGCCGAUGCCAGCAAAGGUACAGGCUCUCAAGCAUAAACGUUCUCGCUCCAUGUGGAAGCGUGACCUCAGAGAGGGGUCUGGAUUCGACUCUGCACCCGAAUCACUGGCGACCAAUGGGCAAUCAGAUAAAGGUCACUCCAAAUCCAAGUCGAGGGACAUGCCGCCCAUCGAAGAAUUGUUGUACAAGCAAUUGCAGGUGCCCACUUCGGACAAACAGAGGGCUUUGAACGUCAAGCGUGCCCUCAAGAUGGCGGCGGUGUUCGGUGUACCUCCUCCUCAAGCCGCUUAUCAAGAUCGACAGUCCCUUUUGCUCAAACCGACGAGUUCAAUCGAUUCUCAAGCUUCGAGGCAGAGCCUUGCAAGUUUGGCGUACAUGCUUGAUCAUGACAGAGAUUCACUUUACGACCUUUUAUCUCAUGCAGCCGACUCUGGAUCUGAAUCGGAUGAUGAGCCGCUUCAAUGGCCCUAUGAACGUAAAGGACAGCAACCUCCACCGCAAACGACCACGGUAGAGGAUGGCGAUGGCGAAAUUGGAUCGACUAAACUCACUGUUGCUGGCCGCUAUCCAGACAUGGCGCCCCCAUCUCCAUUGUUCCAGUCCACGACUCCCACACGCAGCUCAUCGCUUCCCGCAAAGGACCCCACGACGAGCCAGAAGCCAUCUGGUUCGCGCCCGCCUCCAUUGACGAUAGUCUCCACCUCGGUUACGACUUUUUCAAAUGAAGAUGGCAUGGUUCAAGUCCCCGAACGCAUUCGAUCGCCUGCUGCGCUCAAGACACCCGGUUCAGCCGACCAGCAAUUCUCCGCCAGACGCAGACGAGCCAACAAAUUGUCCAAAUUCUUCGGUGUUGGAUACCAAGACCUGUUUAACACGAUGGUUUAUGGCACGGCAUCUUUAGACACACAAUCGUCAACCGAUGCUUCUCCACCGGUGCCGCAACUCCCAGCCUCGGCGGAAACUCGAAUGCCAUCCAAUCGGUCAAAUCUCUUAGUCCCUGGGUCGUCAUCGCACGGGGGACAAGCCGGUGCGACUUGCCGUGGUGGCACGGUUCUUGUUGAGACAGACGCUGGAAGGUCUACGGUGCUCCGAACGAGCACAAAUCUCGCCGCUGACGUUGACGCGGAGGAUAUGAGCGAAGUCAUGACGAAAUUGCGGUCGCUCAAGGCGUAG